CCCAGCCAUAUGUGGGAAGACAGCCCAUGUCCAGUAUGGAGCCAGGGCAAGCUCCCUGGGGAAAAACAACAUGGACAACAAACCUGCAAACUCCCCGAAAGGCACCCUUGAUAGACCAGAGACACCAGCCAGACAAUAUCUACAAAUUGUCAAGUGUGAUCUCACAUCUGGGAGACAACAUGUAUACAGGCCACUACAUCAGUGAUGUUUUGGACAGCCGUGGCAGUGGGUGGCUCUGCCUGGAUGACACACAUGUCUUGAGGACAGAUGAGGCCACUGUGCUGAAGGCGAUUUCACAGACUGCCUACAUCCUGUUCUAUGUCUGCAGGUAAGGCUCUAGGCCACAAAUUUGAGAAGAAUGUCACAAAUGGAGUCAAUGACGACAAUCAGUCCCUUUCACCUGUAAUCCCUCUGUAUGUGUUAUUUUUCAGACAUUGUAUGUACAUGUAAGAUCUCCCUGUCAUUUCUCAUUGAAGUGGAGCAGGUGAAGGAGACCAGGCCCCUCACUACCAGGAGAAGGAUCAGGAGAACCCAUCAUUAAACUCAGGGAGAGGCACAGCGCUCAGGGACCACCUGGAGUAGCACCUACCACACACCAAGAAACAUCAGAUUAAUCGAAUUAGGCUGCCCUACACCACCCUCAACUGCCUUAGACCACCAUAAAGCUGCCCUAGACCACCAUCAGGCUGCCCAUCACCACCAUCAAGCUGCCCUAGACCACCAUCAGACUGCCCUACACCACCAUCAAGCUGCCCUAGACCACCAUCAAGCUGCC
Oncorhynchus mykiss (rainbow trout) is the source of this 775-nucleotide messenger RNA. The record is from RefSeq and is a predicted model, not a curated record. NCBI's taxonomy places the organism in Eukaryota, Metazoa, Chordata, Actinopteri, Salmoniformes, Salmonidae.